UCUUUGUGACUUCCUUGUUCAUCGUCUCUCGCAUUCUUUUUCCUGGGAAUAUAUCUGUGCUCGGCCCACCCCUGAGGGUGAUGGGCCAACAGUUAUAACCGUUGGCAGCGAUGAACCGGGCAAUCGAACAAGCAGGGUCCUUAUUCACUGGCUGGAUUCACUCCUGCUUGUUCUGCCCAACAGGGGCGGACGACGAUAGCUUCCACCAUGACAGGAGCGCGAGACAAAACGGUAUGUAUUGCGGUCUAUUGAACAAAGACGAGUCGAGGACUCGAACAAUUGCACUAACGUGCGUCUCAGGUGCCGAACGGGAGAUGCGCGUGUGCCAUACACAGCCUCACCUCGUCCCGCCCAUGAAGCUCGUCGUCUACGACGACCUGCCCAGCCCAGGUCCACCACCCCGGGUGACUUCCUUGCCUUCCUGGAUGAUGGACGGGAAAGACAUCCGAGCAUCGCGGGCAUCCAACCGGAUCAGUACCAUCUCGUUCAAGAAAAGGACCAGUACCAUCUCCUUCAAGAAGAGGUCGACCGCUCCCAUAAGGAUCAGCGCUCCAUCCGACUUCCGCCGCGUGCCUCUCUUCGCGACUACUACCCCUGGAAAUAUCCCAGCAUUGGAGCUGAGCUUCAACACCCCAGGCUAUCAUCUCCCAGAGCUCCCCCAGUUCGAGGACUUCCAGCUAGAAGAAAACCGCCGACAAACGCUGACCAGACCCGCCAAAGUCCUCAAACCAGCAGACACAGGCCGCCUGUCGCAGGCUAGAUCACACCACCGGGCGUCGUCUUCCGUCCACCUGUCUCGCAAACCCGUCGGGUCCGGUUCCCGACGGUCUUCCCUCGCAACACUGGAACACCACCUGGAGAGAUCCCUCCCGGCGCCCAGCCCUCUCAUCCCUCACUUUUCGACCCGCCCAUCCACAGUUACUGGUAUGACUGCAAGCCUCUACUCUCCCCUCCCAACCACCACAAUCACCACCACCAGGCCGGACUCAACUGGUAUCCCCGGACCCGCAUCCCCAAGCGAUCCUCCUCCAUCCGCCAUCCCAGAACCCCAAACUCCACUACAAGCCCACCUGCAGGCCAGGCCCCCCCUGCCCCCGACUGACGAGGAUCGUCCAUCAUCCAGCAGCGUCCAAAGACCCCCAACAACAAGCUCCUCCUCCGACGGCCCCGCUAACCGGACCCCCCCUCGCACCGGCCGCGUCACACAAUGGCUCUUCAACACACCAAUAUCAACAUCAGCACCAUCAACAACCACCCGAACCUCCCUCCCCGCCUUCCCCACAACCUGGAAACCAUCCUUCACAACAGACAAGAACCCCUUCCGUCUCCGCUCCCGUACCCUCAGCGGCUCAACCCUCGCCUCCUCCGCCUCCUCCCCCUCCAUCUCCACCACCAACAACAACAUGACAGGCGCCGCAGCGCCUAACAAAACCACGCCCUCCCCAACCAGUAGCACCACCGUGUUUCCCCGCCAAACAGCCCGCCCAUCCGAAGACCAAUCCCAGUACCAACCCUACCCGACAAUCUACGAAAGCGAUGACCUUCGUCGUAGUUAUUACGAGAAUCAGUCGCACUCGCAUUCGCCGAUUGGGGUGGCGUUUUAACGUGGGGCUGACCUUGUUCUUGGAUAAUGGGAUACUUUAUGCUUAAUGUCUACUUUAUUUACUUCUACGAGCUUACUUGUUUGAUUGUCUACUUGCUUUGGUAUUCAUCCUUGUCGGAUGAUCUUUUUUUUCUCUUUGUUUGGCAUCUGUCUACGACGAGCACCAGCACAAGCACGAGCACGAUCCAUCCUGUUGAUACCCUCUCCCCCUUUCCCCCUCUUCCCUUUUUUUUUUCCCUUUACUUUUCUUAACUUUCGUCUAUCUCAAUCUACGGUCUACCCCUAAUAUCAUCAUCAAUCAAUACCAAUCUGCUUAUAGUAUAGUAUAGUAUAGUACUUCCAC
This is a messenger RNA of Aspergillus campestris IBT 28561, 1946 nucleotides long. RefSeq lists its product as uncharacterized. Lineage: Eukaryota; Fungi; Ascomycota; Eurotiomycetes; Eurotiales; Aspergillaceae. The transcript has a single exon. The record is from RefSeq and is a predicted model, not a curated record. The coding region runs from base 111 to 1604 and encodes 497 amino acids.